Henningerozyma blattae CBS 6284 is the source of this 873-nucleotide messenger RNA. RefSeq names its product seipin (gene SEI1). The coding region runs from base 1 to 873 and encodes 290 amino acids. The transcript has a single exon. NCBI's taxonomy places the organism in Eukaryota, Fungi, Ascomycota, Saccharomycetes, Saccharomycetales, Saccharomycetaceae. The record is from RefSeq and is a predicted model, not a curated record.
AUGAAAUUGAACAUUACAAAACCUUUACAACUAGCUCAAUGGUUAAGUUAUCUAAUACUUCUAUUUUUAAUCUCAGUUAUAAUCAUAUUACCUUUAUCAGUUAUUUUAUUUAAUGACUUUUAUUUAUCUCUAUUACCAAAGGAUUCUUCACAAUGGUUGCCAUUAGCAAAUUUUAAUUUUUCAAUAAAUCCAAAUAAUAUUCUGAGUUUUGAAACUGAUAUUCAAAGAUUAAAUCCAGAUAUAAAUUUACCACCUGUAAUAAAUAAUGGGCUGAUCUCAAACAUCUAUUUAAGAGAAUCAAUUAUUUAUAAAUUUGAUGCUAUUUUCAAUUUUUAUUGUUUAAAAAAUAAUUCAAAUUUAAAUAAUCAUCAAUUGACAAAUUUAAAUGUUAAGUUUUUUUCAGUUUAUGGUAAAAAUAACGAUAUGUUAAUAUAUAAUAAAGAUUUCCCAAUCACUUGCAUGAAAACAAAUAUUAAAUUUAAUAAUUAUGAUCAAAUUGACAUUUUAUCUAAUAAUCAACACAACCAUGCUAGUAAAGAAAUGAAUAUAUUGAACCAAAUUAACAAAUAUUGGCUAAAUAAAAUAGAUAUAGACGAUAUUCUAUCUAUAGGCACAAAUUCAGAUCAUUUUACUGUAGAAUUUAAUCUACCAAUUGGUGAUGAAUUGAUUUUUAAUUUCGAUACAUCUUUUAUAAGAUCAAGGAUGGUAUUUGAUCAGGAUUUUAGGAAUAUUAUGUUAAGAUGGUCUAAGACAACGUACAUUAUUGGAACAAUAAUAUUUUUCAUAUUGAUUUGUUUUAUCUUUUUAAUCACCUUUUCAAUUACCUUUUUUUUUAUUUUAAAGAAUAAUAAAAAUACAACUAUUAAAAAUUGA